Lodderomyces margitis is the source of this 1710-nucleotide messenger RNA. Its product is annotated as ubiquitin-conjugating protein. The record is from RefSeq and is a predicted model, not a curated record. Gene Ontology annotation, biological process: protein ubiquitination; mitotic spindle assembly checkpoint signaling; negative regulation of septation initiation signaling. NCBI's taxonomy places the organism in Eukaryota, Fungi, Ascomycota, Pichiomycetes, Serinales, Debaryomycetaceae. Gene Ontology annotation, molecular function: ubiquitin protein ligase activity; protein binding. The coding region runs from base 1 to 1710 and encodes 569 amino acids. Gene Ontology annotation, cellular component: ubiquitin ligase complex; cell division site; mitotic spindle pole body. The transcript has a single exon.
AUGCCCGAGAGCUCAUCAAUCUUGACGAGAGAACACAUCACUCAACCGCUUAGAUUGUUAUCAGCCAAUAAAUCAAACUCAUCACAUAACUUAAACUCAUCCUCAGGGUCAAGUAGUCCGCCAUCACCAGCAUUAGUGUCGACUGAUCCAAAUCCAAGUCUUGCUUCACAGCAGUUGCAUCGUCCGACACCACAACAAAUUCAGCAACUGGAAUACUUGCAACAACAGCAACAGAAACAGCAACAGAAACAGCAACAGAAACAGCAACAGAAACAGCACCAGCAACAGCAAACAGCACCAGCAACCCUGAUACAACAACAGCCACAAGUGCGGCAGCAAUCGGUUAAUACCGCACAACUGCUGCAGCUGACACAACAACAACCUCCUCCUCCUCCUCCUCAGCGACAACGAGCACGACUGCAGCACCAACCGCUGGUUUCAAGAAGACCUUCAUUUGGCUUGCAUUUCUUGAGCAGUUUUAGUUUGAGGUCGCCACCACAAUCUGAUGCAACUGGUUCGCAUCAAACACCGCAACAAUCUACUCCUCAGCAACAGCAACAGCAACAGCAGCAGCAACAUUCAUCAUCAAUAGCCCCAACAACAAUGUCGCCAGCGCAACAGCAGCUGCUGCAGCCACCCAAUCGCCACCUACUGAACUCUCACGCACAGAACUCGACCCUUCAAUUAAUGUCAAACAGUCCUACCUUGGGUAAUUUGAACAACUAUGUUGACGAAGAGACGAAUGAGGCCAAUGUUACUGCAUUUCACGAUACACUUGAAGAACCGCCUGAAACCACAGCUGGGACUUCUGAUGUCAAUUCAAGGCCGCAACCACAGCCGACUGCUACAGCUGUGUCGUCAUCAUCGUUGGGCCUUGUGUCCAGUGAACCAAACUCAUCCUCAGCCCAAGACACAAAGCAAGGGUCAGACGAGGGUAAAGAUAAAGAUGGAUCUUUUUCAGUGCGUUUGACACCAUUGAUUGAUCACUCUUCAUCCUCUAGUGGGUUAUACUUUUCACCAAUUAUACGUAAAAUCAAGCCUGGAUCGAAACUUAGUAUUGGUCGGUAUACAGAAAAAAAUAAAGCGGCAGCACAUGCGGCACAGGGCUCAUCAGCACCGAUUGUUUUCAAAUCAAAGGUGGUUUCACGUACACAUGCAUUAUUGGAUUGUAAUGAGGAUGGACAAUGGUUUCUCAAGGAUUGUAAAUCGUCACUGGGUACGUUUCUAAACCAUAUUAGACUUUCACCUGCGUCACAGGAAAGUUCAUUGAUGCCAGUGAUUGAUGGCGAUAUAAUUCAAUUGGGGAUGGAUUAUCGAGGCGGGACAGAAGAAGUGUAUCGAUGUGUCAAGAUGAGAUGCGAGUUUAACAAGAGCUGGCAACGCAAAGUGAAUCAAUUCAACUUAGAAAUUCACAAGAAAUUUAGAAAUUUGAGUAUAAGUGAUCCAAAUAUAUUGGCCAAUGGUGGAGACAAAAAUGGAUCUCAAUCAACUACUUCAGAUAAUAAUAAUAAUAAUAGUGAAUGUGCCAUUUGCUUGAUGAAGGUUGAACCGUGUCAAGCGUUGUUUAUUAGUCCUUGUUCACAUGCGUGGCACUAUAAAUGUAUCAGACCCAUCAUCAUCAAAAGCUAUCCCCAGUUUUAUUGUCCCAAUUGUAGGACAAUGUGUGAUUUGGAAACGGAUUUGGAAGAUGACGAUGAUGAUGAUGAUUGA